AUGUCCCAAGAAGCAGAAGAAUCCACUUACCAGGAUAAGCCAAAAGAAUCGAAGGAACGGUCAAACGAAGAACUUACUAUUGGUAACAGCCAAGAAGAAGCUUCAGAGCGCCAGGGUCGUGCUCGUGCACCCCCGCCCGAUGUCACUCCCCAGGAUGAAGCAAACGAGCGGCAGAAGAUCAAGGAACAAGGCGAGACUCACCCGCCAACCAUCCCAUACUCGCAUGAGGGAGCUGAUAUUGCCGAUACGCCCCUGAGUCAGCGGACUGGACCCCAGGCGGACGAGGGGGGAGCACACCCACCGGAAGAGGAAUCUGCUGCGAGACGCAUUCUCGCCCACCCUAUCCCGCUAACGGAGCAGUUCCUCUCUUCGACCAAGGCCCGGCUGAAGGCCACCAAGGAAUCAAUCAAGGAGCAAACACUUCGGAUCGGCGAUCGGCUGGGUCGCGAACGCGAGGGUGGGGAUAGCUUGCACGGGGCAACGCACCACAGGGAUUGGGCGGCUGGCGGUGAAGUACCUGAAUCUGAUUUCACAGACAAUAAGCACAAGACCAAUGAUGAUAGAAGGGAGCAUCAAAAGACGUCCAGCUCCGAGGCGCACCGUCUGGUGCGUGAACUAACCCAGGACCAAUCUGGUAAACGGCGGAACCUGCGAGGUGCGCCCUAUCCAAACGAAGGCAAAGUCGACAAGGGGGUAUACCAGGGAGGUGGUAUCGACACAAGUCUCCGUUACCGAUCUGGUGGAGGAGGCAUUCUGUCGCAGCUGAUCAAGCUACAGGGAGCGCAGAAUGGGCAAUCUAGCAGCACCUCAUCCGCCACUCCAGGGUCUCCCACGCCUUCGGGCGCCACGACGCCGAAAAAGCAGCGGCCCAAAUGGUAUCAAAAGCACGAGAACCUGUCGACUUCCACGCUGGGGGCAUCGGGAACGCUGAGUGGAGCUAGUACGCCGGUCUCAAGCGAGAUGAUGUCUGUUGCGACGAAACGACGCGGCGGCCGCAAGGGGGAUCGCAAGAUGCGACUGGAAGAUGAAAUCCGCAUCACGGUACACAUUGCCGAAAUCAUUGCCCGCCAGCGGUACAUAAUGCAGCUGUGCAAAGCACUCAUGUCGUUCGGCGCACCGACACACCGACUGGAGGAGUACAUGCAGAUGACAGCAAAGGUCCUUGAGGUGGACAGUCAAUACCUCUACUUCCCAGGCUGCAUGGUGAUGUCUUUCGACGAUCCAUCGACGCGCACCACAGAGGUCAAACUGGUGCGGGUCUCACAGGGAAUUGAUCUCGCAAGGCUAGCCGACACACAUUCAGUGUACAAGAACGUGGUGCACGACAUCAUCGGCGUUGAAGAGGCCAUCCAGGAGCUAGAAGAUAUCCAAAGGCGCGGGCCACGGUACAGCAAGCCGAUUGUGGUGGUCACAUACGGACUGGCGAGCGCAACUGUCGGUCCAUUUGCGUUCGGGGCGCGACCCAUCGACAUGCCCAUCAUCUUCAUCAACGGAUGCAUCCUCGGGGCAAUGCAACACAUCUGGGCAUCAAACUCGGUGCUUUAUUCAAACGUGUUCGAAGUGUCAGCGUCAAUCCUCAUGUCGUUCCUGGCGCGCAUGUUUGGCAGCAUCCAUGGACCAAUGAUGGACGGCACUCGGGAGAGACUCUUUUGCUUCUCAGCGAUUGCCGAGUCGUCGAUCGCACUCAUUCUCCCCGGAUUUCUGGUGCUGUGCAGCAGCCUGGAGCUCCAGUCCCACCAACUGAUUGCAGGCUCCAUCCGGAUCGUGUAUGCAAUCAUCUAUUCACUUUUUUUAGGAUACGGCAUCACAGUUGGGACGACAAUCUAUGGACUGAUCGACCCCAAUGCGACAUCCGAAAUUACUUGCCCCAAAAAGGGGGCAUUCAAGAAUCCAUACAUCCAGCGAUUCCCGUUCGUGGCAUUGAUGGUGAUCUGGCUGAUUAUCAUCAAUCAGGGUAAGUGGAAGCAGGGCCCGAUGAUGAUGUUCAUCGCCCUGUCUGGGUACAUUAGCAACUACUUUAGCACCAAACGCCUCGGCUCAAACUCACAGGUGGCCAAUACGGUCGGGGCGUUUGUCAUUGGCAUCAUGGGCAAUCUGUACAGUCGACUCUGGCAUGGGCAUGCGGCAACGGCCAUUUUGCCAGCCAUCUUUGUGCUGGUUCCGUCAGGACUCGCAGCAACCGGAUCCCUUAUUUCGGGCGUACAAUCGGCAAACGAGAUCCGCACGAAUAUCUCAACAUCCACUGGCGCAAGCACGCAGCCGGGAGCAGGUCUGACGUCGAGCGGGUCGCUGUUCACGCUGGCAGUGGGCAUGAUCCAGGUAGCCAUCGGCAUCACGAUCGGUCUGUUUGUGGCGGCAUUGAUUGUGUACCCAUUUGGCAAGCGAAGGAGUGGUCUGUUCAGCUUCUAG
Molecule: messenger RNA, 2409 nt
Organism: Penicilliopsis zonata CBS 506.65
Lineage: Eukaryota; Fungi; Ascomycota; Eurotiomycetes; Eurotiales; Aspergillaceae
Exons: 2
Coding region: 1-2409 (802 amino acids)
Biological process (GO): transmembrane transport
Molecular function (GO): transmembrane transporter activity
Source: RefSeq, a predicted model, not a curated record